AUGGAAUCUCAACAGCGCCCCUGGUCGGAGGUGGUCUUGUGUGGAGUCAAACCUCUGGACGUGGGCUGAAAAACCGGCGCAAACCGCGGGCGUGUAAGACGCAGAGUUUGCAGGUUUGACAGCGUCAGCGAACUGACUGUACGAGAAACGGGUCGCAGCAAAUUUUGGACACAUGAAAUGCGGAUUUAAACGAUUUCUUGGGAUUAUUUUGUAAAGCUGAUUGUUAAAAAAUACUAAGUUCAUUUACCGAAACGAUUACAAGCAACAGAAGGAGCUUUACAUAUACAAAGAGUCUUUAUUAAUGCACGGCUAAACAUAUAAUUCGCCACAUAAUUAUGAUAAUUAUACAUAAAUCGAAAUAUCUUGACAAAUAGUAAAUACUGAAAAAUAAUCGAUGGUUAACAAGUUGUUUACCAUUUGUGUCGCCAGUAUGUGUAUCUGCUUGCAAACAUUUUUGGUCUAUUAAAAUAAUCUAUAUUCUGUUGUAAAUGUAGAAUGCAUACAUGUAAUUGUAUGUCAUAUAAACAUUUACUUUAUUUGUUUAGUUGUAUUAAUGUAUUUAUUUAAACAUAUUUUGAAAAUUGAAUGUCUGUGAUAGACAUAGCGUGUGUUUCCAUUGUUGGAGUCCUACAGGUGAUGAGUGGUCUAUAGCCGAAGCUUGUGCUUGUGCCUCUGAAGCACCUAGUUGUGACCACCAGGUGGCGACAAAGUCACGGUCAAUUCUUCCACGGGACUUUUACAGUAUACGCGUCCUGUCACGUUAUUGAUACGCAAAACUAACGAAACGAUGAGCUUGUGGUUCAGUUCAGCGGUUAUGAUGACGGACUGAAACCCGGUGAGAGCACGGAUCUGAAUGACAAACCCCACACCGACACCGCACACGCAAAGUGGCUCUAAGUGUUUUAGGUUUUAGAUGAGUUAGUCAGUUACCGCAAGUGAGCGGCGUAGAUCUCUAUCUCCGCACAGAUGGGCGGAUGAUCUCUCUCUCUCUCUCUCUCUCUCUCCUGCUUCUGCUCCGUGCGUGUGUGCACGUUUCACAGUUUUCCCGUUGAAAUCGUGGAAAUGAGCGCUUCCUCGCCGAGAGGAGCGAGCACCAUCAAAGGACGGACUUACACACGACACAACACAACAUCCUACAGACACUGGAGCGCGUUCACGGUUCUUCGUCCGUAGUUCACCUGUCGAGGAUGGAAAUCUGACGGCCGUCUUCGUCUUGGAGGCCAGCUGCUCUGCCUGAACGUGCAGGAUGAAAAGAUGGCGGAGCUGCUUGAACCACCAGGUCCGGACAGCUUCCGCCCCUUCAGCCACGAGUCCCUCAAGGCCAUCGAGAGGCGGAUCGCCGAGGAGAACGCCAGGAAGCCCAAAGGCGAGAAGAAGAAGCGCAGCAAUGACAACAAGCUCAGGCCCAGUCGCGACCUGGAGGCAGGCAAGACGCUGCCCCUCCUGUACGGGGACGUGCCUAAAGGUCUGGUGUCGACGCCACUGGAGGACCUGGACCCCUGCUACGCCAAUCAGAAAACCUUCAUAGUAAUAAACAACAGUAAGGUCAUCUACCGCUUCAACGCCUCUCCUGCCUUGUGCCUCCUGAGCCCCUUCAACCUUCUGAGAAGAAUAUCAAUGAAGAUUUUGGUACACAAGUUGUUCAAUAAGGUGAUCAUGUGCACUAUCCUCGCCAACUGUGCAUUUAUGACCAUAAGCAAACCUCCCGAAUGGGCGAAGAACGUCGAGUACACAUUUACUGCAAUCUACACCUUCGAGUCUCUGGUUAAAAUCCUAGCCCGAGGCUUCUGCGUAGGGAAAUUCACCUUUCUACGAGACCCAUGGAAUUGGCUGGAUUUCUCCGUUAUCGUCAUGGCGUAUGUGACGGAGUUCGCAAAUCUGGGGAAUUUCUCGGUUCUUCGCACCUUUAGGGUGCUGAGAGCUUUCAAAGCCAUUUCUGUUAUUCCAGGCCUGAAGACCAUUGUUGGGGCGUUGUUCCAGUCGGUGAAGAAGCUUUCUGAUGUGAUGAUCCUGACUGUCUUCUGCUUGAGCGUCUUUGCCCUCAUAGGGUUACAGCUGUUUAUGGGCCAUUUAAAAAGCAAGUGUCUUCGGAUACCUACACAAAAUAAGACCGGUGUGAAUGGGACUAAUCAGACAGAUAUUUGGGACGCAUCCUGGGCACUGGACGAAAGAAAUUAUUAUUACCUCCCAGGGAAAAAAGACCCGUUGCUGUGUGGAAAUGGCAGCGCAGCUGGGCAGUGUCCAGAAGGAUACAGGUGCGUUGUCUUGGGGAGGAACCCGGACUACGGCUACACAAGCUUUGACUCGUUUGGCUGGGCCUUUCUGUCCCUGUUUAGACUGAUGACGCAGGAUUGCUGGGAAGUCCUUUAUCAACAGACCUUGCGGGCCUCUGGGAAGCCCUACAUGAUCUUCUUCGUCCUGGUGAUAUUCCUCGGCUCCUUCUACCUGAUCAACCUGAUCUUGGCCGUGGUCGCCAUGGCCUACGAAGAGCAGAGCCAGGCGACCAUCAAGGAAGCCCUGGAGAAGGAGGAGGAGUUCCAGGCCGCGCUUGAGCAGCUGAAACGGCAGCAAGAGGACGCCCAGGCGGCGGCGUGUGUGGCUGCAGCGGAAGGCGAUGACGCCGGCGAGAAAGACGGACGCGCGGAGAGCUCCUCCGACGCCUCCAAGCUGAGCUCCAAGAGCGCCAAGGAGCGGCGCAAUCGGAGGAGGAAGCAGAAGGAGGAGAAGAGCAAGGGGGGCGAGGAGAAGCUGCCCAAGUCCGAGUCCCAGGACAGCAUCAGGAAGGCCCGCUGCCGCUUCUCCGUGGACGCCAACCUCAUCAACUACGACAUGAAAUACUCCACUGCCCACCAGUCCUUUCUGAGCUUUCGCGGACCCCUUUUCUCAUCCAGACGGAACAGCAGAAACAGCGUUUUCAGCUUGCGCAGCCAAACGCGGGACGCGGGCUCCGAAAACGAGUUUGCCGAUGACGAGAGCAGCAUUUUUGAGGACAACCUGAGCCACAGAGGCUCCUUGUUUUUGCCCCGGAGGUUCGACCGCCGCAGCAGCAGCGUGAGCCAGUGCAGCCUCUUGUCACACCUCCUAGCUUUGCCCAAUGGAGUUCAGCACGGCUCUUUAGAACGCAGUGGGGUCGUGUCUCUGGUGGGUCGGACCUCACUGCCGUCGUCACCUGUGGGACUCCUUCUUCCUAAAGUGACUUUAGAUAAGGCCUCCACAGGAGACAAUGCUGACACCACGGACACAGAGUACAAACAGGGUGAUGGAGGAGCCCAACAGGAGUUAAUGGAUUUCCUUGAUGCUCCAGAGGCCAGGCAGAGAACCCACAGCAUCGCCAGCGUCAUAACAAGUACAAUGGAGGAGCUCGAGGAGGCGCGGCAGAAGUGCCCCCCGUGCUGGUACGACUUCGCUCACACGUUUCUCAUCUGGGAAUGCUGUCCGCUCUGGCUGAAAGUCAAGAAGGUGGUCAAAUUCAUUGUGAUGGACCCCUUCGUUGAUCUGGCCAUCACCAUAUGCAUUGUGCUCAACACGCUGUUCAUGGCCAUGGAGCAUUAUCCUAUGUCACCCAAUUUCCAGUCUAUGCUCAGUGUCGGCAACAAGGUGUUUACUGGCAUCUUCACAGCUGAAAUGGUCCUCAAGCUCAUUGCUUUAGACCCCUACUAUUACUUUCAGACCGGCUGGAACAUUUUUGACGCGGUCAUUGUCAGUUUGAGCCUCCUGGAGCUCUGUUUGGAAAAAAUGGGCGGCAUGUCGGUCCUGCGAUCGUUCAGAUUGCUCAGAGUGUUCAAGUUGGCCAAGUCGUGGCCGACUCUUAACACGCUCAUCAAAAUCAUUGGUAAUUCGGUGGGUGCUUUGGGCAACCUGACUUUGGUGUUGGCCAUCAUCGUCUUCAUCUUCGCUGUGGUGGGCAUGCAACUGUUCGGAAAAAAAUACAACGACUGUGUGUGUAAAAUCUCUACCGAGUGCACUCUGCCUCGAUGGCACAUGAAUGACUUCUUCCAUUCAUUCCUCAUUGUGUUCCGAGUGCUUUGUGGAGAGUGGAUAGAGACUAUGUGGGACUGUAUGGAGGUGGCUGGGACGACCAUGUGCAUCAUUGUCUACAUGAUGGUCAUGGUUAUUGGAAACCUUGUGGUGCUCAACCUGUUCUUGGCCCUGCUUCUAAGUUCCUUCAGUGCAGACAACCUGGCAGCGUCCGAGGGCGAGGGCGAGAUGAACAAUUUGCAGAUCGCUAUCGGGCGACUGCACAAGGGCAUAGCCUUCACCAGGUCCGUGCUUCAGAGCCGCUGCAGCAGCAUCUGCCUCAGGGACAAGAAGAAAGGAAAGGCCGAGGACAAAUCCCUGGACGAGCUCCACAAACCCAUGGGCCCAAACGGCGUGCCCAACCACACCAUCAUGGAUUUCUCCAAGAACGGCAGCGCCGACGUGAUGGGAGUGGACAAAACUGGGGACAAGUACAUCGUCAGCAGCAAGAGCGAUGAUUCCAUCAUGUCCUUCAUCAACAACCCCAGCCUGACAGUCACGGUUCCAAUUGCCGCAGGAGAGUCGGACUUUGAAAACCUCAACACGGAGGACUUCAGCAGCGUCUCGUCCGACGUAGUGGAGUGCCACGUGGUUAUAGAUGACGAUGGGCUCAGCUCCUCUGAAGGCAGCACGGUCGACGUCAUGGGACCCGGCGAGGGAGGAGAGUCAGUGGACUUUGAAUUUGAGGAGUACAUGGACCCCGACGCGUGCUUUCCCUAUGUUUGUGUCCAAAGGGUCCGGUGCAUGCAGGUGAACGUGGACGUGGGCUGGUGGAAGGUGUGGUGGACUCUGAGAAAGACUAGUUACAGGAUAGUGGAGCACAACUGGUUCGAGACCUUCAUCAUCUUCAUGAUCCUGCUCAGCAGUGGAGCACUGGCCUUUGAAGACAUCUACAUUGAGCAGAGGAAGACCAUUAAAAUAAUCCUGGAGUUUUCAGACAAAAUCUUCACUUACAUCUUCAUCCUGGAAAUGUUACUGAAGUGGCUGGCGUAUGGAUUUGCAAAGUAUUUCACAAAUACCUGGUGCUGGCUAGACUUCAUCAUCGUCGCUGUCUCUCUGGUCAGUCUGGUGGCCAAUGCCAUGGGGGCUUCACACAUAGGUGCCAUUAAGUCUCUGAGGACCCUGCGAGCUUUGAGGCCCCUGAGAGCCCUGUCCCGGUUUGAGGGCAUGAGGGUGGUUGUCAAUGCCCUGCUGGGAGCCAUCCCCUCCAUCUUCAACGUGCUGCUGGUAUGUCUCAUCUUCUGGCUCAUCUUCAGCAUCAUGGGCGUCAACCUGUUUGCAGGGAAGUACUACCGUUGUCUCAACAAAACCUCAGGUGAAAGAUUCCUCACUUCCGAGGUGAAAAACAUGUCACAGUGUGAUGAACUGGGCAAAAACAUUUCAGUUUGGAAGAACCAUAAAAUCAACUUCGACAAUGUUGGCAUGGGCUAUCUGGCGCUCCUGCAGGUGGCCACAUUCAAGGGUUGGAUGGAUAUCAUGUACGCCGCUGUGGACUCCACCAAGUUGAAAGACCAGCCUUCGUACGAGAACAGCCUGAUGAUGUACCUGUAUUUUGUUGUUUUUAUUAUAUUUGGAGCCUUCUUCACACUUAAUCUCUUCAUCGGUGUGAUCAUUGACAAUUUCAACCAGCAAAAGAAAAAGUUUGGAGGCCAGGACAUCUUCAUGACUGAGGAACAGAAGAAGUACUACAAUGCCAUGAAAAAGCUGGGCUCAAAAAAGCCUCAGAAGCCAAUUCCGAGGCCAUCAAACAAGAUUCAGGGCUUCGUCUUUGACUUCAUCUCAAAGCAAGCGUUUGAUAUUGUAAUAAUGGUGCUCAUAUUUCUAAACAUGGUAGCCAUGAUGGUGGAAACGGCUGAGACGACCGAGGAGAAGACCAGGACCCUCUACUGCAUUAAUAACGUGUUCAUUUGCAUCUUCACUGGAGAGUGUCUGCUGAAAAUGAUCGCGCUUCGCCACUACUUUUUCACAAACGGAUGGAAUGUGUUUGACUUCAUCGUUGUGAUUCUUUCAAUCAUCGGUGUGUUUCUCUCAAAUCUUAUCGAAACGUAUUUUGUUUCGCCGACCUUGUUCAGAGUCAUUCGACUGGCUCGAAUCGGACGAGUUCUCCGCCUUAUUAAAAGUGCCAAAGGAAUCCGCACACUCUUGUUUGCCUUGAUGAUGUCACUUCCUGCCUUGUUCAACAUCGGGCUCCUGCUCUUCUUGGUGAUGUUUAUUUUCGCCAUCUUCGCCAUGUCUAACUUUGCUUACGUCAAGAAGGAAGCGGGCAUCGAUGACCUUUUUAAUUUUGAGACUUUUGGCAACAGCAUGAUAUGUUUGUUCCAGAUCACCACGUCAGCAGGGUGGGACGGCCUGCUGUCUCCAAUUCUCAACAAAUAUGAAGAUGAUUGUGACGCUAAAGCAGAAAAUCCCGGCAGCAAUGUAGAGGGGAACUGUGGAACCCCUGCCGUGGGAAUUGCCUUCUUUGUGAGCUACAUCAUCAUAUGUUUUCUGAUUGUGGUGAACAUGUACAUUGCAGUCAUUCUGGAAAACUUCAGCGUGGCCACCGAGGAGAGUGCGGACCCACUCAGCGAGGAUGAUUUUGAAAUGUUUUACGAGGUCUGGGAAAGGUUCGAUCCUCAUGCGACGCAGUUCAUCGAGUACACGAAGCUGUCGGAGUUCGCGGACAACCUGAACGCACCGCUGCGCAUCCCCAAGCCCAACAAGCUGGAGCUGAUGUUCAUGGACCUACCCAUGGUGAGCGGCGAACGCAUCCACUGCCUGGACAUCUUGUUUGCGUUCACGAAGCGCGUUCUAGGCGAGGGUGGGGAGAUGGAUAUCCUGAGGGAACAGAUGGAGGAGCGCUUCAUGGUCAACAACCCUUCCAAAAUGUCCUACGAACCCAUCACCACCACCCUCCGCCGCAAACAGGAGGACGUGUCGGCUGCCGUCAUCCAGAGGGCGUUCAGGCAGUACACAAAGAAAAACGUGACAGCCUUCGGCCCGUCUACUGGUCACGCUCGAAAGGAUAAAGCGGCCUCUGCCAAAAAGGCCGUCGCAGAAAAGAAAUCUAAAGGUGAACUGGCACCUUCCACUGCCUCUCAAGCUGCGUCUCACGGUGUGGUGACGAAUGGGAAGAACAAAUAUGAAAAAGACAAGAGCGAAAAGGAGGUUGUGACCAAAGACGUCAAAAGGCAGAAUACGGAGUAAAAGGUUCAACAAAGAGAUUUUUUUUCCAUUUACAAAAUGUUUACAGCCUUCGGGAAACGACAAAAGACAUCCAGUGGACUCCCUUAGCUUGCAUGGAUAUCUAUGCCAAAACUGAGUCUAAAGGUUGGUGCCUGAAUGGGAAAGCCGCUCAUCCGGGCUGUAAUGGGACCAUUCAGACUGGGCUCAGGAGCCGGGAUGCCUUUUGACUGAUCAUGGGGAUGGGCAACGUGUCCUGAACGACACAUUAGUUAAUGCUGUAAGUUGCUUUUGCAGCUAGUUCUGCUAUUCAGUGUCCAAGUGUCUUGAAUUGCAGUUAUAUCAAUCUAUUAGUUACCUUCAUUUUUUUAGUUUAAUAACUUUUAUAGUUUUUUUUACUCUUAAAAAGGGUUUUUUCCUUCAAGGGUGGUCACGUGUAGAGGCGAGUUUUGCUUACUUAGUACUUGACAAAUUCUAAUGGCCGUACUUGACAAAUCCAAGAGACUGUUGCCUAUAACUACAGAUCUGCAUGAGUGUUUCUCCAUGGUUAUGCAUGCUAAACCGCGCUACUGCCAUCCAGCUCGCUCGUUUAUCACUGUCACAGCACAUCAUUCAGGUUCGCUCAGGUCGCGAAGGCAUCGUCUCAGCCUGCCGUCUGCUACUCGUGCGCCAUUUACAAUAUUGUUAAUUAUGUGCAAAUGUAACUGUGAAGCUGUCUUUUCAAUAACAGAGUUGGCAAAAAACGGGUUGUUUUUGAAAAACUAAAAACCCUGCAGACCUGUUAUGAGUAACAUCCCUUAACCACGAACAUCUCACAGUUUGCUCUAGGAGGAUAUCAGGCUUGUUUCUAAGACGGCAGCAUCAUAAAAUAUUGUUUUUUUUGGCAUUUUUUUCUUUUUUUUAAUUUCUUUUGCUGUUGAAUCUAAUUGUGUAUUCUGUAAUGAUUAUGAAAUAAUCCUAUAAAUUAUAAUUGCUAUUUAUGACCAAUGACCCAACUAUAUUAUCCAUGUUCUGCUGUAUUCAGGUAUACAUACAUUUACUGUUGAGUUGAAAAAUGCAAAUGUCUUGUGUUGGAUAUUUUAUAUACACUCAUGCCAUUGAAGUUUCUUUUUAGUUUUUUGUACUACAAGUUUUAAUUUAAAAAUAAGAAACUAGAAAGGUGAAAAUUCAUCUUUUAUAUUUCUUUGUGCUUUGGAAACUGUUCAACAGUUUAACUCUCAAUUUUUAUCAUGAGAAAUAUCUAAGUUAGACGUAAGACGGCUCGAAAUCUUCUAAAUGAAUGUCUCAAGAACAUGACAAUGCACAUUUCAUGUGUCUCUGGCUGUUUCCUAAUUCUGUUUACAUUUUAUAGUAGCAGUUGUGCUACUUUUGUAAAUUCCAACCACCCUGUAUUGUGUCACAACUAUCUGUUGUAUAAAACUAUGGUUCCAAAUAUAUUUUGCAUGUAUUUAAAAUGUUACGUACAGUAAUUGCGCUAUACUUUAUGCAUAAUGAAAGAAUGUUUUUCAUAUUUAGAUGUUAACAUCUCCCAAUAUUCAUAUGCAUAAUGCUUGUAGUGUUCAAAUAAACUGCAUGCAAGACAUUGCUAUAACCCAUUUCAUUGAAAGGCCAAAAGAAUAAAAAUCAGAUGUACAUCAA
Messenger RNA from Betta splendens (Siamese fighting fish), 8817 nucleotides. RefSeq names its product sodium channel, voltage-gated, type I-like, alpha (gene scn1laa). The record is from RefSeq and is a predicted model, not a curated record. The transcript has 27 exons. Gene Ontology annotation, biological process: membrane depolarization during action potential; sodium ion transmembrane transport; neuronal action potential. Gene Ontology annotation, cellular component: plasma membrane; voltage-gated sodium channel complex; axon. Gene Ontology annotation, molecular function: voltage-gated sodium channel activity. NCBI's taxonomy places the organism in Eukaryota, Metazoa, Chordata, Actinopteri, Anabantiformes, Osphronemidae. Bases 1255 to 7203 code for a protein of 1982 amino acids.